Messenger RNA from Lachancea meyersii CBS 8951, 1224 nucleotides. The record is from the annotation of a GenBank genome assembly. Lineage: Eukaryota; Fungi; Ascomycota; Saccharomycetes; Saccharomycetales; Saccharomycetaceae.
AUGUUGAAGUGGAUUCAAGGUGGCAUUUCUGCCGUUACCGGUAUCGCAGAGCCUGAAUACGGCAAAGAGUUCAUCCAUCCAGUGACCGAGAAAGUCGAGGGAAAGCAGCCGUUCCAUCAGACCACAAGAGAUGAUUUUAACUGGCAAAGCCCCAGUCAUACCAAUGUGGAGACCGCUACUUUCUACUUCUCAGACCUCAAGCAAGGCUACAUCGGCUUCGCCCAGGUUAUCCAUUCCAACAUCGUGGGACUGCACACGACGGCUCAGCUAACCUUUAGAGUCUACAACGUCAACACGCCCGAGCUGAACAUCUGGACCUCGACCAAACUGGAGAAUUUCCGUAUCGAAGGUCCCAACUUCUACGCCAACAACCUCGCCAUCGAGAUGGACGCAGCUGGAACCCAGAUCACGUUCAAGGCUUCUGUCUCUCCAGACACCACGAUCGACUUGACUUUCGACCGCGCAGUUCCUGGCGUUAAAGUCGGCGAAGACGGUACCACUUACUACGGUGACAACCUAGAGCAACCUUGGGGCAGCAUGAGACACGUUUUCUGGCCCAGAAACAUGUGCCACGGUUCUCUAAAGGUCGACGUGAGCAUAGGCUCUGAGAAACCCAGCUACAAAGAGAUCGUUUUCGAAAACGAAACACCCGUUUACUCGAUGUUUGUGAUGGCCAUGCAAGGCAUGAAGCCCCACCACGCGGCCAAAUCCUGGAACUUUCUCAACUUCCAGUCUGACUCUCACAGUGCUGUUCUUAUGGAGUUCACGACACCCAAGUCAUACGCCAACACGAAAGUGUCGAUCGGGAUACUUUGUACCAAAGACGACAUUGUCAGUGUCACCGUCAACAACGAAGCGACCCAUGUCGAUCCACAAGUUGAUUCUGUGGGUUGGCCAGUACCUCAAGAGCUCAAGGUCGAUUUCAACGGUGUUGCUUCCGAUGUUCCUAACGAGAAAAUUGACACUGCCGCUGGCGUGAAAGCCCUGGCGUCGGGGCCUCUGUCACAGCUGGUUGAGAGAGUCGAUGUCAUGAAAGAGAUUCCUUCUUUUGUCAAGAAUAUUGUGUCCGGUGUUGCUGGCACCAAGCCCUACAUUUACCAAUACGCUAACGAUUUCGACCUCACGAUCGGCGACGAAGCGCCAGUGAAGGGUAUGGGUUGGAGUGAGAUCACUUUCAUUUCUGAGGCUGAGGAAGUGACUGAGGAGUCCUAUAGUGAGGCGUAA